CUGUCAGGCUGCUAUGAAGCUGCGCUCGUGAUGAGAGGACAGAGACGCAGCUCUUCAUUACUGUAGGAAUAAAAGAGGACAGUAAUAUCUCAGACAGAAGGGAGGAGAUUUGCCGACGGCUCUCCUAUUGGUUUAGUGCAACCGUGAUGGCAUUGAGGAGACGGCUUCAUACUUUAUAAAGCUCCCCGAGAGUGAGGAAACCACUGUGAACUCCUUACAGCUGAAGUGCGCCGAGGAAAACCCGUGAUAACACUGAACCAUGAGCGAGAGGCAAGGAUCCGGAGCAGCCGGUGGCAACAGCAAAACCUCUGGGGCACAAGAUGCGUCUAAGAAGGACAUCCCCGAGGACUUUGACAUUGACAUGGAUGCCCCUGAAACCGAGAAGGCAGCCGUCGCCAUUCAAUCGCAGUUCAGGAAGUUCCAGAAGAAGAAGAAUGAUGACAAGUCGUAGUUGCCAGCGGACGACUCUGUCCGUAUGGCCCCAUCAGGACAGCAUGGUUUGAUGUUGCAUGUAAUAGAAUCCAUUCUGUAUGGACUCAAGGGAGGGAGGGAAAUCAAGGUCGUAAUCUGUCAAUCACUGAUCUGACCUGUUAUUUUACUGCUGUAACUGUGAAUUCUGUAGUUUAUAUCGAUUUUGGUUCUAGCUUUAUUCUCCAUUCUAGCCAAGAAUAUCUGUUAUACUAUUGGUGCAUGAUUUUCUUUUUUACCUCAAAGAGCUGGAUCGCCGGCCUGUCCUUUAUUUGUGAAAGCACAAUAUGUUUUCAUUUUGAACUGCUUACGAAAUUGAUUUUAGUCAGACACCGCGAGCAUCACGUGUAUAUAAAUAUAGAGCAGAACUUUAUUUUUGUUUCACGCCGUUAGUCCUCAGCUCAUGAAAUGCUUUGGCAUACAUUCUCAUCCCAAAAUAGCUUGUCUUUUGAAACCCAUAUUGUUGAAUAAUUCCCAGCUUAUCUUCCCAAAUCCCCACCGUGUGCUCGGUUCUCUUUAUUGAUUCAUGAUGUUGAAUUCAAUGCUGGAUGAAAUGACUUGAGAGCGUGUUUGAUUGUCUAGUUUGCUGUGGCAUAUCAUAACCUUUAUGUUCAUUUUCUUCCUUUGCAAAGGAUCAUGGCACAAUCAUUGGCCAAAUCAAACACUCAAUGAUUUCUAUCUCACCUCAACUCAUAUCUCAACUCAGUCUGAUUGAAACAAGAAACUAUUAAUAAACAUCCUUGAGUCUCUGGAAAUAAAUACUGCAUUGUCUUUUAAUUGAAACUCAAUCUUAAAGCAGGAUCCUGUUCUUGAAUAAAUGAAAUAAUAUGAUAAACUAUCAACAUGAUGUUUAAAAUAAAAGACACAUGAAAAUUACAAAGCACAUUUCAGUGUUACCUUAUAAAAGGGAUAGCUCACCCAAAAAUCAAAAUUUCACCCUGAUGUUCAAUUCCAAAGCACAAAAGAAAAUAUCAUGAUUAACCUAAGACAUUUUUGAAAUUUUUCAAAAUGUCUUUUGUUUUUUACUCAAGAAAGAAAAUCAUACAUGUUUGGAACAACACAAAGGUAAGUAAAUGACGUGAGGAUUGUCAUUUUUUGGGUGAACUAUCCAUACUAGUCAGUUGUAUUUCUUAAAAAUAUCUGUGUGACAUUUGGAUUAUUCUAAGGUAACGGUGUCAUUUGCACCCCAUUUGUGACCCUGGACCACAAAACCAGUGUUGUGUAAAUUUUUUCGAAAUUGAGAUUUAUACGUCUGAAUAAAUAAUAUUUCCAUUGAUGUAUGGUUUGUUAGGAUCGGACAAUAUUUGGCCGAGAUACAGCUAUUUGAAAAUCUGGAAUUUGAGGGUGCAAAAAAAUAAAAAUAUUGAGAAAAUCGCCUUUAAAGUUGUCCAAAUUAAUUCUUAGCAAUGCAUAUUACUAAACAAAAAUGACGUUUUGAUAUAUUUACAGUAGUAAAUUUACAAAAUAUCUUCAUGGAACAUGAUCUUUACUUAAUAUACUAAUGUUUUUUGGCAUAAAAGAAAAAUCUAUAAUUUUGACCCAUACAGUGUAUUUUUGGCUAUUGCUACAAAUAUACCCCAGGGACUUAAGACUGGUUUUGUGGUCCAGGGUCACAUUUGUGUCUCUGUGACAAACUAUUGAUAUAAUCAACAUUAUAUGGAUGUUAGUCACAUUAUUUGAUAGAUAAAGUUUUUGAUGGGUUUAUUAGCAAUUUUAUCAUCUUUAUUAUUAUUUCAUUGUUUACACAUAUACUGACCUCGUCUAGCUCAGCUUUUAAACUCACUUUACCACAUUUAAAAGAGCUUUUUCACAGUAUUUGGAAAAUUUGUGUAUAUGUGUAAUUAGGAAAUUCCCAAUAAACCAAUAAAUUCCCAAUAAACCAAGACAUAUUUUUUU
Onychostoma macrolepis is the source of this 2364-nucleotide messenger RNA. It is a transcript of the gene pcp4b, whose product is annotated as Purkinje cell protein 4b. The transcript has 3 exons. The record is from RefSeq and is a predicted model, not a curated record. Gene Ontology annotation, cellular component: cytoplasm. NCBI's taxonomy places the organism in Eukaryota, Metazoa, Chordata, Actinopteri, Cypriniformes, Cyprinidae. The coding region runs from base 260 to 451 and encodes 63 amino acids. Gene Ontology annotation, molecular function: calcium ion binding; calmodulin binding.